Messenger RNA from Pygocentrus nattereri (red-bellied piranha), 3929 nucleotides. It is a transcript of the gene fan1, whose product is annotated as FANCD2 and FANCI associated nuclease 1. Lineage: Eukaryota; Metazoa; Chordata; Actinopteri; Characiformes; Serrasalmidae. Bases 491 to 3478 code for a protein of 995 amino acids. Gene Ontology annotation, molecular function: 5'-flap endonuclease activity; flap-structured DNA binding; 5'-3' exonuclease activity. Gene Ontology annotation, biological process: interstrand cross-link repair. Gene Ontology annotation, cellular component: nucleus. The transcript is spliced from 15 exons. The record is from RefSeq and is a predicted model, not a curated record.
CCAGCUCUGAUGGUGAUGGAGACUCCGGCUGACAGAAUGUCUGACUGAAGUUCGGCCGUUUCCCUUUAUUUACUCGAGUCAGAGUUGUAGACUUGGUGUCUGUAGAUCCACACCCGCACCAGUUCCCGCUACAGUGCUACACAAGCAGGUCUGGCAGCGAUUAUGUACCGUAAGAUUUGAUGACGCUGUCAGCUCCAGCUGCAGAGCCGGCCGUCGGUUUGUUUAUGUCUGUGCAUUUGGGGGAAGAAGUCAUUUUCACAGUGGAGAAGAUUAGAAGAUGACUAGACUAAACAUCUAGCGUCCUCCUGAAUGGAGCCGGACCCUCUGCAGCACUCUGAGGAGAGUCCCUUGGUUACAGAUGAAUGUCGGGUCGAAUUUACAAAUGCACCCAGGAGAGGGCAGGUUCAGAAACCAAGCUGUAGAGCUAGGACGUCUCCAGGUAUCUCAAGACGUCUAUACAUAGUUUGUCAUCCAAGGAAUACGAGUUAAUAUGGAUUCCAGGGCUGGCAGAAACCAAACCAAAGGUCAUGCCAGGCCUCUCAAGAGACUUUCACUGGCAAAAAAUGAUGGCCAGAGAGGCAAAGCAAAAGAAAAUACCAGUAAUAAGCAGAAAGGGCUUUCUAUUACUUCAUUUUUCAAGAACACACCACCAUCUAAACUGGCCUGCCCGCUAUGUGGCAAGCUCAUACCUCGUUACAAAAUUAAUGAACACAUUGACUCUCAGUGUCGGGACUUCCUUGAGGAAAAUGGCCUAGAAGCUUCAUCAGCCAGCCACAAUAAACAAGAGAAAACAACCUGUCCUCUUCCAAAUAAUGUACCUAGGAGUCCGGAUAAGAAAAUGGAUGCAAGCUUUGAUAAGAACAAUCAAGGUACAAAAACAAGUCCAUAUUUUAAAAAGAACUGCUCAGCAAAGCAAGAGUCACCAAAAGCCAGCGACCAAGAUAAGGUUGUCAAGACGGUCAGUCUUGGUAGCUUGUCUUCAAAACUCUCAAGAAGAGCGCUGAAGUUUUCAGAGAACGCAAACCCCCCUGCUGAAGCAGAGCCAAACUGUAGUGAAUUAAGUACUUCACAGAAAGAAAACUGUGAUGAGAAUGUGAGUAUUGAAUCAACUCAAACAUUUCCUUCUGAAGUAGCUACUGUAAAUCUACCUCAAGUGGAAAGCACACACAGACUCAAGGAGACUGCGCCAAAAGUGGAAUCACUGAGCGCUGAGGCUUCUCAAUCAGUGAAAACUGCUGCUAUGUUCAGAUUAAUGAAGAGGAGGAAGGAGGAGUCUCCUGAAACAUGUGCUGCUUCAAACCUGAAGAAGAGAAGUAGAUAUGCUGGAUAUAAAAAUAAAAACGCCACUUUUCCUGUAGUUAGCCACAGUCAGAGGUCACAUGUUGAUUCACCGUUUGAAGUCAGCAAAUCCAAACUUGAGGAUGUACAAAGAGAUGAGAUCACACCACCACAUAAGAGUAGAGGUCACCCACAGGAACCUAGUGAAGUCUCUGUGGAAAGUGGUUCACCCAGGCGACCAUACUACCUUCAGAACUUCCUGACCAUUCUGGAAGCAGUACUGGAGAACAAGGAUGAUAUGAUGCUCUUCAAUGAAGAUGACCUCUCAUCUGUCCAUGGUUUCAAGCAGCUCUCAGUGCCUGGGCAGAUGCUCUAUGUGCGUUUGUUCCAGAGGAAGUUGAAAUGGCUGCAAGUAAGCAAACUGGAUUAUUCUGAGAUUGGCUCAGACCUCAGACCUGUUGUGCAGGAGCUUGUCUGUAGUGGCUUCCUACAAACAGAGUCAGAACUUAAGGAUGUCCAAGAAGUUCUUGAUCUCCUACCAGCUCCAGAACUCCGAAGUCUGGCCAAAACAUUCCAUCUUGGAGGUCCAGGGAACAGCACCCAGAAACAACAGCUAGUAGAAGGACUUCUCCGUUUGGCCAAGCAGCGUUCACUCUUUGCUCUUGCACCUGCUCAAAACAGCACCGGGGCUGUUAUUCUCAAGAGGGCUAAGCAGCUAGCGGGUUCCUGUGUGCGUUUGUCUCGGGGCCCUCGUGCAGUGUUUUCCCGAGUCCUGCUUCUCUUCUCCCUUACGGACACGCUGGAAGAGGAGGAGAUGGCAGCAGGGGGUCAGGGCCAGCUGUACACCAUUCUGCUGGUCAAUUCUGGACGUUUGGCAUUCCCAGUGUACACGGUGCAGCGCUCUGCCCAAGUGUUUCGGGACAGGGAUGACCUUAUCAGAUAUGAGGCUGCCAUGCGCACCCUUCAAGAGGUGAUUACAGCAAUGCAAGCUGGCAGCUGGGAAGAUGCCCAUGUGCUCUACAGUACUGCAAAGGCCACCUGGCAAGACCUUAAGCAAACUUGUGAUUGGAGUUGUCACGAGGCACUACCAGUGUUCCUGCGCUGUUUUACUGUGGGCUGGACAUACACACGGGUAUUAUCUCGUGGAGUUGAGAUACUUCAGAGACUGCGCCGCUAUGAGGAUGCAGUGGAGGAGCUACGCUCUCUUCUGUCUCAGACAGUGUUCUGUCCAGACAGCAGAGGGCGCUGGUGGGACAGACUGGCUCUUAAUCUUCAUCAGCACCUCAAACAGCAUGAGCAGGCUAUCUAUGCUAUCCGGGAUGGACUGAUGGACCCAUUAGUACGGACAGGCCACCGCUUGUCUUUGCACCAGAGAGCUGCCAGAAUGAAUGAGUCAGCGAGUUUUAAGAAGUAUCGCCUGCUGCUCCGCAAGCUCCCUUCUCUACAUGUGCAGGAUGUUACUCACGUCACAAUUCGAGGGCAACUAUUUCCCCACGAAGGUGGUAUGGGCAAAUCAGUGUUCCUCAGACCUGCUACUGGGGACGAGGACUCUGAGGAAGGAGAUAAUGCUAUGGUUAUAUGUUCUGUAGAAGAGCUGGCUUUAGCCCACUACAGAAAGCUUGGCUUCGAACAAGGCAUUCAUGGCGAAGGCUCUACGUUCUCCACCCUGUUUGGCCUUCUAAUGUGGGACAUCGUUUUCAUGGAGGGGGUUCCUGAUGUCUUUCGUACACCUUAUCAGACAUGUCCUCUAGACUUCCACACUGACUCCUUCUAUGGCAACCGGCAGGAGGCUAUUGAGGCUCGGGCAGAGCUGUUGCGUGAGGCAUCCACAGAGACUCUGCAGGAGCUGCUGGCCGAGGUGUGGAAUUCCCAGGAGGGACGAGUUUGUGCGUUAGUCAACUGGGAGCGUUUUUCAUCUCUUCAGCAAGCUCAGAGCUUGGUGGCAUGUCUAGGAGGCCACUUUUUAAGUGGAGUUGUCAUUAGAAUGGCAAAGGACUACAGACACAGCAGAGGGGGGCUUCCUGACCUGGUAGUCUGGAGCACCUCAACCAACAGCUACAAGCUGGUGGAGGUGAAGGGCCCUAAUGACCGUCUGUCCCAGAAACAGCAGCUCUGGCUGGAGGAGUUGCAGAAGCUGGGAGCUGAUGUGGAGGUGUGUCACGUCACAGCUACCGGUGCUCGGGGCACACAUCUGGAUUAAAGAGCGAAUAGAACUUCACAAUUGAACCUCAAAACUCAAAAAUUCACACUGAUAGGUUUUCCCUGAGGGACAUGGAGAUGGUCUUCAUGUGCAGUGUGGCUUUUUCCUGGUUUUCUUUUUUUUCUGAACAGUUCGUUAGUGCUUGUUUGGAGCACUUUAUAAGGCACUACAUUUCUACAUACUGUACCAAGAUAAUGCUUUCUAUUAGAAUGAACAGUGUGAAAAAUGAUUGCUGUUGUCUGAACUGGAUUCUCAUGGCUGCUAAUUAGGCUGUUUGGUUUUUAUGUCUUUUGUUCUUUUUGAAAGCAAUGAAUAUGAUGUUAGAUUUAAAUAAUUAACUAAUGUUAAAAAAAAAAAACAAUAAUUCCUCUGAAGGACAUAUUUGACUUGCAGAAGGCAGUAUUGUGUAAUACUUUUGUACAAGGAAAUAAAAUCAAGUUAGGAUGCUUCA